This is a messenger RNA of Zalophus californianus (California sea lion), 7399 nucleotides long. It is a transcript of the gene FAM111B, whose product is annotated as family with sequence similarity 111 member B. NCBI's taxonomy places the organism in Eukaryota, Metazoa, Chordata, Mammalia, Carnivora, Otariidae. The record is from RefSeq and is a predicted model, not a curated record. Bases 186 to 2732 code for a protein of 848 amino acids. The transcript is spliced from 3 exons.
CGCAGUCGGUCCCGAAACGAGAUGCCGGCUCAGGGCCAGCGUGGGGAGUGCGUGCGCGGAGGGACCAAGCCGCAACCUCACGCGGCUCCAGCUCACGGGAUGGGGUCCGCGCCCAGCCUCUCCCGCCCGCCGCCUCGGUGCCGGGAGUGGCCAAUGGGUUCCUGAAGUGGCUGUGUUCCUGGCCAAUGAGGGCAGACACCGCCCCCUCGCCUCUAGUUGGCAGGACCAAGAGCGCGGGAGUGCUCACUUCCACUUUCCCAAGGGAAGAGAGCCCGCGGGGAGCCCUCCGUGCCACGUCUGCUCAGCUCUUGCGAAUCCCGAGGCAGCGAUCACCGGCCCCGUGGACACACUCCGCAUCUGUGAGUGGUGCUCUGGUCCUCUGGGACGUGGAGCUCCUAGGGGUGGUCGUCAAGAGCACUAGGCCAAACCUUGGUCCUGAGCCGAGAAGUUUUGGGGUCAUCGCAAGUGGGAGGGUAAAUCCAACCGUGGUUUCUCUGACUUGGCCACUAGCAGAAGUGAGUCAUAGUUUCUCAGAAGUCAUCAUGAACUCCAUGAAACCUGAAGAGAACAAGUCAUUCACUGCUACAGAAAAUGGCCGGGGUACCAGACCUGAAGAUUCACAGGAUACUGUCAUGAGGCGGACAUGUCCUGGCACACCUGCUGCUCAUUCUCUGUCUGACAGGAAAGAGCAUAGCAGUCCCAUUAAGCUUAAAAGUGAAGUCAAGCAGGAAGCCUCUGUGGAAAUUCAGAACCGAGACUUGAGCACCAGUAAAAAAUGUUCUUUUACUUUUACUUUGAGUAAAAGCUCCGGGAAAUCAGACCGUAGUGUGUUUCGAGGCCAUGGUAAACCCACUGAGAGUAUCUACUCAGCUCUGAUAGCUAAGGAAAAUUUCAGUGAAAGGAUGGGGAAUCAUCUUAAUAAGAACAUCCUUGUUUAUGAAGAGAAAACUAUAGGCGGAUAUGUAAAUUUAGGAAUGCCCCUCAAGUGCCUACCUGAAGAUUCCCAUUUUAAAAUAACAUUUGGUCAAAAAAAGGGUAACCAGGAUCAGAUGUUUCGCCAGUGUGAAGAUCCAAACAUGGAAUGCGUUCUUUUUCACAUUGUUGCUGUUGGAAGGAAUAUAAAGAAGAUUGUCAAGAUCAAGGAACUUCAUGAAAGAGGAAGUACACUUUGUGUCUAUGCCUUAAAGGGUGAGACUAUCAAAGUAGCUCUAAGCAAGGAUGGCCGAUUUCGGUCCGACCUUGACAAAUAUGAAUGGAAAGUAAUGGAAGAUCAUCAGAAAAUUCAUGGAAAGCAGUCCCUGGUGGAUGAAGUAUGUGGAAAAACCUUAGAAAUGGACAUUUUUAAGAAACAGGUCAGGAGAAGUGCUCCUAAAAAAAUUAAUCAGAAUGAAAAUGCCACUGAUGAAAUCAGUCCCUGGGAUCAGAUACAGUCUGAGAGCAAAGAACACGAACCAGAGACCGAUGGGGAAACUGAAGUUGUAGAGUCCACCAGAGAAAAACUCGUCCCACCUCAGAGUCUAGGGCAUGGUAUUGAAGGUAAAAAACGACGCACAAUUUCCAGAAUGAGGAGGUAUUAUAAUAGUUUUAACAGAAAACACUGGAGGAACAACUCAAGACAUAGGCAAAGGCCCCAUGUGCGUAUGAUGCAUGUUUUUCAAGCCAUGCCGAGGAUGGCGACUAACCUCUGGCUAAAGAAUUGCCAAAUAUUGGACAAAAGUAUAAUGGAUCAAUAUCCAAAUUUUAAUGGGGAGGCACUUUGGAUGAGUAAGUAUUUUCAGAAUGAACGGAAGAGAACCAAACUGACAACCUUUCAACAAUUCAAUGUAUAUAAAAAGUACUUUGGGAAAGUGACUGAAAAUUCUACUGCAGUUGCAACCUAUGAAGCUCUUAUUCAUCUUAGUGAGUCAGUUGGGUUCAUGACAUGGGACAAUAAUGGAAAUCGAGGGUUUGCUACUUGUUUUGUCUUCAAUCAUGGUUAUAUUUUCACCUGUCGACAUGUAAUACAUCUUAUGGUGGGAGAAGGCACAGAUCCAAGUUUGUGGCCAGCUAUAAUAAGCAAAUGUGCAAAGGUAACUUUCACUUACAAAAGGUUCAGGCCUGUUAACGUUGAUUGGUAUGACAUUGAGCCAUGGUUUGAAGUGUCUGAUGGACCUCUAGAUUAUGCCAUUCUAAAGCUAAGCAAAAAUGAAAAUGGAUUCCCUCCAGGACUGUUUGGACGAAUUUCCUCUCAACCGUCUAGUGGUUUGGUUUAUUUAAUUGGUCACCCAGAAGGCCAGGUCAAGAAGAUAGAUGGCUGUGCUGUGAUUCCUCUAAAUCAGCGGUUAUUGAGGUACCCAGAACAACACCAAGAUGGGAUGGUAGGACCCCAUGCUGCCCCAUAUAAUGCUUUCUCCAUGUUCACCCAAAAAAGUUUCCUACCAGAACUUUGGAGAACUGACACACUUAGCUAUGAUACCAGCUUUUCCAGUGGAUCCUCUGGCUCCCCAGUGUUUAAUACAUCUGGCGAAUUGGUUGCUAUUCAUACCAUUGGGCAUUUUUACAACCAUGGAGGUAAAAUCCAAGCCCUUAUUGAAUAUGGCUAUUCUAUGGAUUCAAUUCUUUGUGACAUUAAACAGAAAAAUGAGAGGUUUUAUAAAUUCUUAAACGAAGAGAAAAACGAGAACCAUAACAAAGACCAUAACAAACAAGAGUUGUCACUUCACGAUAAUCAGAUUGAAUCCAUGGAAUAUUAGAAAAAAGGUUUUUUUUUUUUCAAGAAAAUAUGCCAAUAAUUUAGAGUAUUUGGGGCUGUUUCCUUAAAGUAUAAUGAAAAUUCUUUUAAAUUAAAAAAGUUUUAGAGAAUCAUGUGGAUAUGCAAAACACAUAUAAGAGUUUAAGUAAAUUCUGAUUUAUUUUCUAAUUUUUUUUUUUUUAUUUGAAGCUAUCUCAAGCCUCUGUUAUAUACAUACAAAGAAUUUGGUAUUUACUGUUCUGAAUGCUUAGGAGGAUACAUCCAUCCCAUCUUCCUAACUGGUAAGGUGACCCCAUUCUCUGCAUCACAAAAUAAUGGGUAAAUAGACUUUAGAGGGAAGGAAAAAAGACUUGUUGUUCCUCUAAAACCCCAAAUUCUUUGGUAAUCUUAAUGUUUUUUCUCUUUUGUGUCACCUGUAACAUCAGCCCCUAUUGCAAAUGCCCACAGAAAAUCCUAGCUUUUCUGUCCUUUCCUCUAGUUCUGCCCUUCUGUGGAGGAUAGAAGCAUGACUUGCUAAGUCUCCAUGCCGACCCUCUCUUAUCCGUAGUCUAGGAAGCUAAAAUAUAAAUACAUCAGUCUAAGUUGCAAGUUAAGAUUCGGGUAUGAAAUAGAUGCACUUGCCUGUUAUCUGGAAGAUAGAGAUAAGAUGGAAAUUGUCUUUUUUUCUCCAUCUUCUGGCAGACUAUGUCAUAGAUGUAUUUACCCACUCCCCUAGAUAGUCCAGAAUUUCUGAGUGAUGUGCCUGUCUCCAUCACAUCAGGAUGCAGCUUUUUGUGGUCUAGAGAUGAAUCCUACCAUUCCCUUUCACCCUACUCACAUACCCAAUACAGCAUAGUAGAGUAUGGCCAGAAUCCAACCGCUUAAAAUAAAAUUUCCACUCAGAAAAGUGAGUGGAAAAUACAACAGUCACUGUCCCAUGGCAGUGAUCCAGUUCUGUUGUAUCUAUGGUGCUUUAUUCCCCAGAUCCCCUGCAUGAAUGGGCCCUGAAUAUCGGUGUUUCUUUGUGACCUGACCUCUAAGUCAUAAUUGAUAGAAUUUUUUAUAGGCACAGGGUUCAAACUAAAGUUCUCUCCCAUGAUCCAGACCUAGAAUAUACAAUUGCUAGUCAGUUUUGGACUGAGAACCUGUACGUUCUGGAAGUAUGCAGUGACUUUGCUCAUAGAGAAACAUAAACCUGACACUCCUAUAUGGUAGGAUGGAUGAUGACCCACAAUGCUAUCUAGGUCCUACUACCUAGAAGCUUUGAAAGUUAAAUUAUGUGGUAAAAGGGACUUUGCUGAUGUGAUUAAAUAAGAAUUUUGAGAUGGGAGGAGUAUGCUGACUUAACCCAAGUUCUGAGUGUAAUCACAAGUGUCCAUAUGAGAGGGACAUGGAGAGAGAUUUGAGUACAGAAGAGAAGAAGGUUGUGAGGGAAAAGCACACAAAGGAAUGCCAGACCACAGCCUAAGUCAUAAAGGCAGCUUUUCCAAGCUGGAAAGGGCAGAAAAUGGAUUCUUCCCUCCAGACUCCAGAAGGAACUGUCUCCCGACCAAACUCCAGAAGCAACUGAUGCUGACAUUUUGCUUUUCCUCUCCUAAGAUCCAUUUUGCCUUUCUGACCACCAGAUAUGUAAGAUAAUAAAUUUUGCUGCUUUAAGCCAUUAAAUUUGUGGUGAUUUGUCACAAAAACAAUAGGAAACUAACAUAAAGAGACAGAAAAGUCAUGCUGGAAAUAUGAAAUUAAGCCACACAACUCAACCUAUCCAGCCCUCUGAUAAAAGGCUAAUCAGAAAAACGAAACUUUCAGGGUUCCUGGGUGGAUCAAUUGGUUAAACAUCUGCCUUUAGCUCAGGUCAAUAUCCUGGGGUCCUGGAAUCGAGCCCCACAUCAGACUCCCUGCUCAGCGGGGAGUCUCUUUCUCCCUCUUGCCUUCCCCCUGGUCAGGCUUGCACUCACUAUCUCUCUCUCUCUCGUACACACACAAUCUUAAAACGUAUAUUUAUUUUCUUCUUGGGAAUAAAUAAAAUCUUAAAAAGGAAAAGAAAACCAAACGUUCACUGAUGGCCACAUAAUUUAGUUCGGUAGAGUAUCUCAAAACUCUUGAGGGCACCCAGGAUCAAAAACUGAACUUUUGGGGCACCUGGGCGGCUCAGUCGUUAUGCAUCAGACUUCAGCUCAGGUCAUGAUCCCAGGGCCCUGGGAUCGAGCCCCGCAUCGGGCUCCCUGCUCAGCGGGAAGCCUGCUUCUCCCUCUCCCACGUGCCCUGCUUGUGUUCCCUCUCUUGCUAUCUCUCUGUCAAAUAAAUAAACAAAUGAAUCUUAAAAAAAAAAACUGAACUUUUGAAAGUUCCCUUGGAAUAUUUUGUCAGAGGAAAUGGACAGUAGCAGAGGAGACAAGUUUCAAAAUAGACUUUUAAUUUUAAAGCAUAGAAGCAUGAAAAAGCAGGAUUCUUUCAUGAAAGAAGACUUCAAAGUGGCAAAUGUUGCUUUGAAAGAGCUAUCCUGGCACUAAUUGACAUUGGAUGAUUUUAAUUCUGAGAGGUCUCUCACCAUAAAGAGUAAACACCAAAGUUCAAGCUUCCAUUUUUCUGUAAUAAUGGAGGACAAAAUAUUAUACAAGGGUGGGUUAAGUAAUGCAUAGACCUGAAAUCAUUGGAUGUUUUUGUGCUAAUACACAUUAUCAGGUUUGUGUUUGAAAAUGGUAUUUUUUUCACUGAUAAGAAAGGCUUGAAAUGGGCAAUGGCACUAAGCAAUAUUUCUUGGCAGUGCGUUUCCAUCAAUGCCAGCCACAAGGAAUAGCAUUAAACCCCACAUUUCUCAGUGCAUGACAUUUUUCUUCUUUAUCAUAUGCCACCGCCAAAUAAAAUGGCAUUUUUUUCUGAAUAAAAUACUUUAUAAAAUGAAAACAAUUUUCUUCAUGUAGCCUUGGUAUUGGUAUGUGGGGACAGUGUAACACAUUUUCAUCUCACAAGACUGUUCCAUCACAGUCCAAGAGAUAGGGUCCCCCUCUGGACCCAGCACACCAAAUCCUGGAAAAUUCUGGAGGCAGCAUUCAAUGUAUUUCAAGCCCAUAUCAUUUUUUCCAAAGUUCCACUGUUCAUCCACAAGCCCCACAUGGAGGCAUCCAAGAUGUUCGGAAAGCUUCCUUUCCUGUCAACAAAAGAAUGUGCAUUCAUUCAGCCAAUACAGAACACCAGGAUUGCAGAAAAUAAAUAUGACAUCAGCCCUUUCCUUGAGGAUCCCACAGCCUAGAAGAAGAAACAGACAGACAAAAACUACUAAUUCUUUGUCUGCUUCAAAAUGUUCCUGAACAAUUUAAGAGGGAGAUAACUCUAUGUGCUUUAUGAUACAUUUCAUAGCAGAAAGAGCGUCAUACGUUGUAGUACAUCUCAAAAAAUUCCAAUCAUAUAUCCCGAGGAAGAAGAAAAUAAGCAUAUGUCUUAAGAGUGCAGAGAUACGGAUAGACCAGAACAGUCUUCAGUUUUGUCUGAAGAUGCAUUCUGAAACACGUGGAUUUUGAAUUCUCCACAAAAUAUCUAAAUACAUAAUAUAUCUUUCAACAGAUAUUUCAAUAAAAUUUGUAUCACAGGAAUAUGAGAGCCAUUUUGAUCUUACGGCUUCGUGUGUCCCAAAGCCCAUCACCACAUGCCUCUAGGGAAGUGCCAAAAAUGCAAUUUAGGAAGCACCAAUAUAGGAAAAAGAACAUUGGACUUUUUUGGUGAUAACAAUUAGGAUUUAAUCCUGAUUCUCUCACUGGACAAGUUAUCUGAGAUAGUCUUCUUAUGUGCAAAAUCAGAAUGACAUCCUCUGUGGGUAGAGGAGGUUGAGACAGGUGGAAGAGAGAGCCCAAAGAAGUUUCACCUCUCCCCAGCAAGGAGGAGUUUUCCAGAAUUGGUCAGUUUCAAGGUCACUUCUUGUCUGCCAGUGGGUGGGGGUUGCUAGGCACUAAAAUGUCCAGAGGUGGGUGAGGCCUCUUUUUGCUCUCUGCCUGCCUGACCUUCUCUGGCUCUGUUUCCCCAAGAUCUCAAGCAUCCUCACCUGCCCUUCUCUUGUAACAGAGUCAAACCUAGGUUGACAAGAUAUCAAAAUAGCAUGUGCGUUUAGAGGAAAGAAAGAAUUGCCUUAGGGCAGGUACUCCAUUCCACAUUUUCAGAGUUAUAUUAUUAUUAAGAUUCUCAUGGGAACACAGCUGGGUGACAGGAAGAAUUAAUUAAUGUUGGCUCUCUUGGCUAAAUCACUUGCACUUCUGAGUGGAUAGAUUUUUUUUUGAAUUAGUAAUGUAAUUAUAGAGCAUAAGUGGAUAUUAAUGGAAAUUAAUUCUAUUUCUUUGAACCCUGUUGUCCAGCUAUACCCUUCUCUAAAGGCUACCAGUGAUGUGAUAUAUUUAUGUAACCUUCCAACGAUAUUCUAUGCAAUUUUAGAUGUGUACAUACUAUGAUAGCAUACUGUAAAUGUGAUUCUCUCCAUUUUAUUUGUCGUUCUUGUUUUCCACUUAGCAAUACAUUUUAGAAUUCUUUCCUUAUUAGUUCGUAUAAGCUGCUUCAUUCUUUAAUGGCUGCAUAUUAUUCCAAUGUGUGGAUUAUACCAUAAUGAAUGGACCUAUGUUCCUAUUGAUGGACACGUCUCAUAUGUUAUGCUCGCACAUAUUAAAUUCAUCAAAGAAUUAAAAUCCAAUUUGGGAAUAGCUUCCA